Archocentrus centrarchus (flier cichlid) is the source of this 1099-nucleotide messenger RNA. RefSeq names its product VAMP (vesicle-associated membrane protein)-associated protein A, like (gene vapal). Gene Ontology annotation, biological process: neuron projection development. NCBI's taxonomy places the organism in Eukaryota, Metazoa, Chordata, Actinopteri, Cichliformes, Cichlidae. Gene Ontology annotation, cellular component: plasma membrane; endoplasmic reticulum membrane. The record is from RefSeq and is a predicted model, not a curated record. The coding region runs from base 140 to 877 and encodes 245 amino acids. The transcript is spliced from 6 exons. Gene Ontology annotation, molecular function: FFAT motif binding.
CGCGUUCAAGUAUUAGCACUCACAUGCUCGCUCGCAGAGCUCAGUCAGCCUUUGACUCAGUGGUGGCAGAGGGGAUCCAGGAUUUUCACUUGUCAGUUAACUCCGCGAUACCGAAAUCAAGUGCAUCCCUUCAGCCAACAUGUCAAAGUUGGAUCAGGUCCUUAUCCUCGACCCUCCGUCUGACCUCAGAUUUAAAGGUCCUUUCACAGAUGUCGUCACCACCAACCUCAAACUGAAGAACCCUUCUGACAGAAGAGUGUGUUUCAAAGUGAAAACAACAGCGCCUCGCAGGUACUGCGUACGGCCAAACAGCGGUGUCAUUGAUGCCGGAGCAAGUGUCAGCAUCUCUGUCAUGCUACAGCCCUUUGACUAUGACCCCAAUGAGAAAAGUAAACACAAAUUCAUGGUGCAGACUAUUUUUGCCCCACCAAAUGUCACCGACAUGGAUUCAUUGUGGAAAGAUGCAAAACCAGAUGAUCUCAUGGAUUCCAAGCUGAGAUGCGUUUUUGAGCUGCCUUCUGAAAAUGAUAAAGUGAAUGACGUGGAGGUGACCCGAUCCGCCCCUGUGAUGAACUCUGUGAAGACUGAGCCAUCGGCAGCCGCGGUGCCCAUUGCUGCCGCAGCGGACGACACAGAGAUGAAGAAAAUGGUGGAGAAGUGCAAGAGACUGCAAGCUGAGAUGAACAAGCUGAAUGAGGAGAACCGGCAAUUAAAGGAGGAUACUUUGAGAAUGAGAAAGAUGCCCCGCUCAGAUCACAUGACUUCAAACUCAACUAGCCUGCUCGGCCGGGAAACCAGCGCCGCCUCCCUACCGUCCCUCCUUGUUGUCAUAGCGGCCAUCUUCAUCGGAUUUUUCAUAGGGAAGUUCAUCUUGUAGACUGGGAGAAGCGUGCCAGCUGUAUCCCACGCCCCGACUCUGGAAUUAAAAAGGCCUGGAAAAACCGAGAAGUCUUUCUGUUGACUUUUGCCAUAUCAUUGGUAGUGUGGCCUACAGUGAACGCAUCUGUACAAUAUCAUUUGAAGGCGCUGGCUUUUUAUGGUCUCUCACAGUAUGCACAGAGUUGAGUAAGGAAAGGCAACAAAAAGCGACCCCCCCCCC